Messenger RNA from Peniophora sp. CBMAI 1063, 1692 nucleotides. Lineage: Eukaryota; Fungi; Basidiomycota; Agaricomycetes; Russulales; Peniophoraceae. The record is from the annotation of a GenBank genome assembly.
AUGACUGAGUCGGUCACGCAAUCUAUCCAAGCCCUUUCAUUGCGGAAGACUGUCACUCACGCCGGAACGGGCGGCAAGAACCUCCACGAACUGUUCAAGAGUGACCCCGCUUCCCUCACAACACUACUACGCGACACCUGGGCCUCUGUCUGUGCACCCUCGCCUUCCGACUCUGACAACAUCUUGCUUGAGACUAUUGACUCCUUUGCCCAACUUGCAAAAGAUCUCUACAACGUUACCAACGACUGUGAAGAAGACCGAGCCGGAUUCGGUCUUGACGAUUGGUCUGCACUGCACGACGCGGGUCUCUUCGAUCUCAUACAGGACAUCCUCACGGACGAUCGCUUCUUCUCUGCAGAACAACGGGCGGUCCCCGCUGCCCAUAUGUUCCACACGUACUGCAUAUUGUCAUACCCCAAUGAUGAAUGGGGUCGACUUUACGGAUCUCGUGCACUUCGGCGCUCAGAAGCGCUCUGGACCACCUUCUGGCAUCAUCGGCGUCGCAUCGCAGAAUGGCCCCUGGAUGAUUAUAUCCAGAAAACUGGCAACCACCCGGUUGUACAAAUUCUCGUGACACAUUCCAUACUACGUAGUGUUGCUGAGAAAUCGGUUCCACGAAGCUCGUGCAUGAACUAUUACGCUUUGCACGCCUGGGCAACUGCUUCAUUCCCAACUCAAGACUUCAAACAUAUCUUCUUCUGUGCGAUCGGGCAAGAUCCCUGGAAUGACAAAUCUCUCUUCAUCCGCGAAGGUGUCAUCGACGGCGUCGGUAUUGAUCCAUGUAUGACCCGCCUAGCUGCUGUACUUCGCGGAGAGGAGCCAUGGCGCUGGACUAGCUUGAAUGACCUUCGAUGCGCUAUGACUUUAUUCUCUGGUCUGACACACGAUGAUUCCGAAAGCACACCAGAAACUUCUAGGAUGGUCGUCUCUGCAGGGCAACAUGGCAUACCGCAUCUCGUCGUGUCUAUCGUGAAGAAACAUGCGCUCGCACAUGGACUCAGCGCCAAUCCGGCAUUCUACAAUGGCGCUUUUACCCUCCUCUCGAUGUCUAUCCGGCACGACUACCUUUCCCGACAUUCAGCCGAAGCCGAUGGCGCCCUGGUGAUUUCAGGCGAAGACGUUGCGAUAAUCUUAUCAUGUGCCAUUGAACUACUGGCUCUACAUGGCGCAGAGUCAGAGCCGAGCGAUGGCACGCGAAAAGCGAUGAUCUCGGUCGUGAACUUCCUAUCUCCUGUGCUACAGUCGUACUACAAAUGGAUCAAGGAGAUCAAGAGCUCCGCACCUGACUCUGUUUCCCCUCUUGAAUCUGAGCUACUUGCUGGUCUAAAGCGCGGCGCGGCGGAUCACUGGUGGCCAAGUCUUCGAAGGCUCGACCUCGCAAAGCAUCAAUGUGAAGGGCGCAACGAGCAUAUCGUCCAGUUCAGCAUGUUGUGGAAGGGUUUCGGCGCUUUACUCGGAUGCGAUGCUAAGCAAGAAAGACAGCGUGACGCGCAACAGGCUGCUGGCCGUUGUGCACGACUAGCGUGCGAAUAUAAUAGAAAGCCUUCAGAGACACAGCUGCUGCGAUGCAAAGGCUGCGGCGUUUACUACUGCAGUCGCGAUUGCCAAGUAGCGGACUGGAAGAGCGGACACAAGAGGGAGUGCCGAAGACUAGACAGUGACCACAGUGCUAGCCGAGCUUCUGAUGGCUAG